AUUAGACCCUCCCCACUUCCGGCCAGAGCGCCGCCACGUCAUGGCGGGCCUCCUGCGCACAGUGUGGCACCUGCCCUUCCGAGAGGCGCCCCUGUGGUCGGUGCGGGGCCUGGCGCGCAGAGGCGGCCUCAGAGCCAGGGCUGGACACGGGGACGCAGGGUCUAGUGCCAAGUGCGAGCGGUCUCUCUCCAAGAGUGAGUGGCGAAAGAAGCUGACGCCGGAACAGUUCUAUGUCACGCGAGAAAAAGGAACCGAACCGCCUUUCAGUGGGAUCUACCUGGAUAACAAGGAGCCAGGCAUGUACCACUGCGUGUGCUGUGACAGCCCGCUCUUCAGUUCUGAGAAGAAGUACUGCUCGGGCUCGGGAUGGCCCUCCUUCUCUGAGGCUCACGGUGCAUCCGGCUCUGAUGAAAGUGACUCAGGGGUUCUGAGGCGCCCAGACACCUCACUGGGCCUGGAGCGCACAGAGGUGGUCUGCAAGCAGUGUGAGGCCCACUUGGGCCACGUCUUUCCUGAUGGCCCUGGGCCCCGUGGCCAGAGGUUCUGCAUCAACAGUGUGGCCCUGACCUUCAAACCCAGCAAGUCCUGACUGCAAGAGGCCCUCGCCUCUCCUCCACAUUCCCGCCCUGCUGCUCUCAACACCAGCUGCUCUUCUGUGGGCUCUCCAACAGGGCCAAGUUUGUGGCUGACUCUCAACAACCCGCAGCUUCUGGGAUCUAGAAGUUCCAGUUCAAGACCCCGAGUCGUCUCACAGGGGCCCGUGUGCCCUCCCCAGGGUAGUUCCAUGUGUCCUUGAGUACUUAGGAAGAUGAAUGAUCCGCUUCUUGCAUCUGCCGGGCCUCUGAGGAACAAAACAGUAACUCCUGUCCCAUCUGGGUGCAGAUUGUGGAGGUGGGGACAUUCUCAGUAACCCCAGUCUCUGGUUGAUUGCUAACUGUUUACAGCGCCUCCCUUUCCAGCCUGUAGCCUUUGAAAUAAUUUUCUUUGCAAAUGUUAAAAACCAUAUUAAAAAAAAAUCCUUGAUUACA
Messenger RNA from Erinaceus europaeus (western European hedgehog), 1028 nucleotides. It is a transcript of the gene MSRB2, whose product is annotated as methionine sulfoxide reductase B2. Gene Ontology annotation, biological process: protein repair; response to oxidative stress. The transcript has 5 exons. Gene Ontology annotation, cellular component: cytoplasm. Gene Ontology annotation, molecular function: peptide-methionine (R)-S-oxide reductase activity. Lineage: Eukaryota; Metazoa; Chordata; Mammalia; Eulipotyphla; Erinaceidae. The record is from RefSeq and is a predicted model, not a curated record. The coding region runs from base 41 to 589 and encodes 182 amino acids.